Messenger RNA from Gastrolobium bilobum, 978 nucleotides. Its product is annotated as DNA repair protein XRCC2 homolog. The coding region runs from base 1 to 978 and encodes 325 amino acids. NCBI's taxonomy places the organism in Eukaryota, Viridiplantae, Streptophyta, Magnoliopsida, Fabales, Fabaceae. Gene Ontology annotation, biological process: double-strand break repair via homologous recombination. Gene Ontology annotation, molecular function: DNA binding; ATP-dependent DNA damage sensor activity; ATP binding. The record is from RefSeq and is a predicted model, not a curated record. Gene Ontology annotation, cellular component: Rad51B-Rad51C-Rad51D-XRCC2 complex; replication fork. The transcript has 10 exons.
AUGAAUAAGAAAGAGAGAGAAGAAGUUGAAAGGUGGAUCGCCGGAGAUGAAACUGCGGCGGAGAUGCUACUUAGGGUCUCGAGUGUGCGACCUUUCUUGCUUCCUCCACCGCUCCACAAGGUUCCUCUACGCGUCGGCAAUGUCCUUGAGCUUGUGGGUCCCUCUCCUUCUGCCAAAACACACAUUCUCAUUCAGGCUGCAAUCAGUUGCAUUCUCCCCAAAGAGUGGAAUGGGGUACACUAUGGAGGCUUCGACCAUUUGGUACUCUUUAUUGACCUCGAUUGUCGCUUUGAUAUUAUGCGUUUUUCCCAAAUGCUCAUUCAUCGGAUUAUGGUGGAAGCUAGUGGAGAUUAUGAUACUACAUUAUAUAAUUUCUGCAUGGCUCGCUUUUUGUAUGUACGUUGUUCCGACAGUUUUCAAUUUCUUCAGACUCUUAAGACGUUACACUAUCGCUUAAAAAAGGAGAAAGAAGUUCAUGGGGUUAGUGUUCACCUGCUCAUGAUUGACAGCAUUGGAGCUUUUCAUUGGGUGGAUCGUGCAUCAAUGUUCUUGUCUCUAAGAGAAAACAACAGGCAAAAACUUUUCCUUCAGAGUGUGUCAGAAGCUGUAGUUCAAGAUAUUAAAAAACUUCUUCAGGAGCAUCCUAUGCUUGUUAUAGCUACAAAGUCUGUGAUUUUUGGGAAUAAACAUUCUACGUCUUCAAAUGAGGUCAAAGGGAAUUUUAUAAAAGAUAACCGGGAAGAAAGAUGUUCAAGAAAUGUUACAAGAAACCAUCAACAUUUUCAGCAUCGUGAGUAUAUGCCUUCUGUCUGGCAGUCCUUUGUUACACACAGAGUACUUAUACGUUCUUCAGAUGAUCAUCCUGUUUCAAGCAAUUAUCAAACCUCGUCAUUCUAUUUGUUGGAAUGGCUAUUGCCAAGAUUGAGUCUUCCAGAAAAGAUUGUAGUGAAAGAUGCUGGUGUCUUUGUCGAUUCAUGA